Drosophila novamexicana is the source of this 1551-nucleotide messenger RNA. RefSeq names its product lactosylceramide 4-alpha-galactosyltransferase-like. Lineage: Eukaryota; Metazoa; Arthropoda; Insecta; Diptera; Drosophilidae. The transcript is spliced from 2 exons. Gene Ontology annotation, biological process: glycosphingolipid biosynthetic process. The record is from RefSeq and is a predicted model, not a curated record. The coding region runs from base 38 to 1084 and encodes 348 amino acids. Gene Ontology annotation, molecular function: alpha-1,4-N-acetylgalactosaminyltransferase activity.
AUUUGUUAGUUGUGUCGUUAUUUUAUUCAGCAACUUCAUGUUCUUAAUCCAGAAAAGUAAUCUAUCGACUUACCUGAUUUGUAGACGACGUCUGAUAUUGGCGGUCCUCGUAGCUGUUGUGCUCGUGUUCAGUAUAAAAUCGUUGACUUCAAAUGGAAAGCUUACAGCUGUUGAGGAUAUUUUACUGUUCAGCUCAAAACCUCCGCCAGGACGAACCAUAUUUUUUAUUGAGAGUAGUUGCUACCGUUCAGGAUCCCAGUACAAUAUGAGUAGCAUAAAAGCGCACCAGGCCUGUGCCAUUGAAUCUGCCGCUUUGCAUAAUCCAAAAUUCCAAGUAUUUGUUCUGUUUGCCUGCCCCAUCCGUAACGAAUCAGUGCCCAUCAUUGAUGCCCUUCUAAGCUACAAGAAUGUGCAAUUUCGGUCGAUAAAUCUGGAUCGCUAUGCAGAAGAAACGCCUAUCGCUGAUUGGCUAAAGAAAGGCGAUCUAUUUAAGUCAAGUUAUCUGAUGUUUCACUUAUCCGACCUACUCCGUUUAAUAACACUUUAUCGUUUCGGCGGCGUCUAUAUGGACAUGGAUGUCUUAGUGUUACGCAGCUUGGAGGAAGAGCCACUAAACUUUGCAGGUGCCGAGAGAGCAGAUAGCAUCGGCAACGGUGUUAUAGGAUUGGAACCCAAUGGCUUUGGCCAUCAGCUUUGCGAGUUAUUUCUGCAGGACUUCCAGGAUAAUUAUAGGGGCGACGCGUGGGCCCAUAAUGGACCCAUGGGUUUAGUGCGCGUAUUGUCAGAGAUUUGUGGUACGAAAAAUGUUACGCUCAUGGUGAAUAAUCAGAAACGCUGUCACGGGUUUAAAGUGUUCGAUGUUAACGCAUUUUACGAGGUCCCCUGGCAGGAAUGGAGAUUAUUUUUCCAGCCAGAGACCGCGCUUUUCGUGCGUGCCCGCACUGAGAACUCGAUUAUGGUGCAUAUAUGGAACCACGUAGUCACGGAAUGGCCCCUUCAAACUGAUUCAAUCACAGCCUAUAUGAUGUGGGCGGCGCAACAUUGUCCCAGGGUCUUUGCGGCCGCGGGGGAACUAUUUGAUUAGGCCAGGUGAAAUUUCUCACAUUUCGUUUUCAAUUGAUGCCUUGGGUAUAUUCUUUCAGGAAUGAUUGCAGCAUAAUUGAAGCACUCUUGGUAAUAAAAAUAUCGCAGAAGUUGUCUAUUAUUUGAACAUUUGAGAGAUACACGAAAACUAUUUAUCGUGUAGGAUGAGUAAACAAAUUCUAAUUGCUUUGCACAAGGUCUAUGGUGUCGUAUAACUUAAUUUUAAAGAAGAUAAUUUUUUAUUUGUCCUCAAUUUUGUCUUAUCUUCGACAGCCCCAAAACCCGUCUAAUCAGGUAUAUAAGUUAAGUUUGCGCGCAACAUGGAUCUUGUCAAUACGUCCACUCUUAGCUUAACCCAAUUAGUUUCGUAUGUUCUACAAACAUUCUGGCCAAUCUUGAUUUCCACUAUUUUUGGAACUUAUUUCUUAUUUAGAAGAUUCUAACACGGCUGUAAACCCAACAAAACUA